Rhagoletis pomonella (apple maggot) is the source of this 419-nucleotide messenger RNA. RefSeq lists its product as uncharacterized. NCBI's taxonomy places the organism in Eukaryota, Metazoa, Arthropoda, Insecta, Diptera, Tephritidae. The transcript is spliced from 4 exons. The record is from RefSeq and is a predicted model, not a curated record. The annotation marks the transcript as partial.
UCGGUGCUAAAAGAGUAAAUCAACAAAAAGUAGUAAAAAUGGAAAACGGCAACAGUAGAAGGGUGACAAAGGAGCAAAAAUAUAUGCUUGUUCAAUACUUGGAAGAACACAGGGAAUUUGCUCAUGACAGAUUCGUGAAUGACACCGGGUGCAAAAGUUUGCUGGAGCAGUGGAACCAUCUUGCCCAGAAACUAAACGCUCGUGGAGGAGCCAUUAAAGACGGUGAAGGAUGGAAAAGAGCGUGGGGAAAUAUGAGGAGCAAGGCCAAACAAAAAUCGCAAGAUUUGAGAAAUUCUAUUGAGCGAAGCGGAGUAAAUUCGUCAAUUACUGCGAAGCAUCUGAGUACCCUCGAUGAGCGCAUCAUUGGCGUUAUGACCACAGUUGCAGUUGUCGGUCAAACGGAAGUUGGCGAGCCACUG